This is a messenger RNA of Austrofundulus limnaeus, 2076 nucleotides long. It is a transcript of the gene cdan1, whose product is annotated as codanin 1. The record is from RefSeq and is a predicted model, not a curated record. Gene Ontology annotation, cellular component: nucleus. Gene Ontology annotation, biological process: chromatin organization. NCBI's taxonomy places the organism in Eukaryota, Metazoa, Chordata, Actinopteri, Cyprinodontiformes, Rivulidae.
AUUCCAGUGAUCCCUGAGGAUAUUUUCUUCACCAGUGAGUUUUCAGUGGUAGUCAAGGAGGAGGAGGAUGCAAGUUCUGCAGGACUUGACCUCAUUCCCCUGGUGGAUCAGCAACUUCUUUAUACGUGCUGUCCAUUUCUCGAUGAGUUUCGUAAGCUUCUAGCAGCUUUUGUGUCUGGCAGCACGGCCAGGGGUGGAGGAAUUAUCCGCAAGAUUACUCCCACUUCUGCUGAGCUGAAGGAUGCGCCGGCUGCUAACAGAUCGCAGCAGAAGCUGCAGGUGGAUCUCGAGCAAGCCUUCUUCCACAACCAGCCUCCGUCGUUGCGCCGCACGGUGGAGUUUGUGGCUGAGCGGGUCGGAUCCAACGCUGUUAAACACAUGAAAGCUACGUUGGUACAAGAGCUGGUGGACCGAGGAGAGAAGAUGCUGAGGGAUGGACUGGAGUCGCCAAACACAAGUUCUUCCAAACUGAACGAGUCCAUCUGUGCUCAGCUGUGUGAGGCUGGUCUGGAGGCCUUGGCUAAAGCCACUAGAUACUGCAAUGAGAAGAGUCCUGAAGCCAUACGUAUACUGCUCCCUGCUGAGACUACACCUAUGGUCUUGGUUACUUCUGAAAACAUCACCAAACGUCUUGCUGCUGAAAAAGCAUGUGGCUGGCUGUCUGCCAACAUCACAGCUCUUGUGAGGCGAGAGUGGAAGAGCAGGUGUGAUCGUGUGAUGAAGGGUCUCGGCAGCCCUGUGGCUUCAGACUCAGUGGACGUGGACGGGGUUGUGGCUGAACUGGUGAACUCUGAAGAGUCAACGACUCCCAAGAAGAAACAAGGAAGUGAUGGACCGCUGUCAUGUCCUCCUCUCUGUAAACACAACACUUCAAAACCCUCAGACAUCCUCAUUGAGAUUAAGGAGUUGCUGAGCAUUGCUGUGGGCCCCAGGACUGACGAGGAGCUGCUGACUGGCUCUCAGCUCAAAAGUCUGCUGCAAAGAGUCGAAGACACGCUGGCUUGCAGAAAGUUUUUGUUGGUUACGUCGGAGCAGAUGCUUCUGAACUGUACUGUGCUUCUGGCCUGCAAGCUGGCGUCUGGAGAGCUGCCAGUACGGUCUUUGUUGUGGUGUGGCGAACAUGAUGGGGUCGCUGUGGGUCCCGGCCCAGGGUCAGAGCCUCCUGUGUCUGAACUGCUGGAGCAGCUUGCUGAGCUGUGGAGGAGACGCUGCCAUUUGUCCGCCCCACUUCAUCAGCUCUUCACCCCUCUCACCAUCACUGCUGUGCUGAAGGCCAGUGACAUGGAGAAGACAAACUACCUGUUCCUGAUUCGAAAGCUGGUGGACAAAGGACUCCUGAGUGAGGAAGAGGUUCUGUCUCACUGGAAGAAACUAACGGACCUGGCCUUGCCAGCAGAGCUGAUAGAGAAUUUCCAGCUGCAAUCACAGAGUAAAAACCUCCUGGUGCCUCGGACUGAGCUGAAGUGCAUCGACACACUGCAGGUUUCACAUCAGACAGUAGAGGGCGCAACAUGACUACAGUACCAACACCAGAGUCUGAUCACCACAGUGUCUUUGUCUACACGCUUUUUUUCUCUCCCACGAAAAAAGACUUAAUGUUUUUCUCUAUAAUCUACCAAAAACUCUUUCAAAUCAACUAUUUUGUUUUCACUUGUGAAUUGACAGUUUUCUCUGCUCAUCAGCUGAGGUGCCAGUGACAAACAGAAAUCAGAGUUUCUCCUUGUAAACAAGCUGGAUCAGAGGAUUGUGACGUUUUGGAAAAUUUGUUUAUAAUCAGUGAUUUUAAUAUUCAGUUUAACAGACACAACCAUCGACUAAAGCUUAAAUUAAACAUACAGAUUAUUUUUAUGGAUUUCAGACCAGUGAGAUAAAAAAAACAUUGUCUUUAUUAAAGUGUAGCACUUUCACAUACUGCCUUUGACCGCAUAACUAGUGAGAGCAUGUUUAGCCCAUAAAUGCAGAGCUGCAUUUGUGAUUGUUUUUGUUCAUGUUGAACGACGUUGCAAUUUUUAAAUAGAAAUUUUAUGACGAUACAAAAUGAAUUAAUGUAAUAAAGAUUUAUUUGGAUGUGCAUUA